AUGGCGGAAAAGCCUAGUACAUCUGCUUCUAAAACAGAAAAACUGCAAAAAGUGUCUAGCCCAUUGAUUCGUUACUACAUCACAAUCGCACUUUUCACAUCGUUUUUUGGUCAAUUUCGCCAUGUCGACUUUUUUUCAGCGCCGCGUAUACUAGUAUUGCUUUUAUACGCGGCGCUAGCAAACGUCGAUUUUAUGACGUCAAAAGUAUUUUCCAUCUCUAACGUUAACGUUUUGACGUCAAGUUUCCUUAGUAACGUCAGUUGCAAGUUUAAAGUGACAUUAAAGAUGGCAUUCCAGGGGAAAAGACGUUUUUUCAACCGAAGGCGUUUUUAUGCUAAAAAGAGAUAUUUUAAUCGUCGAAGAAGGAAUUUUUAUAGACGUAGACGUGCUCCUAUUCGUAGAAGGACCUAUAGGAGAAGAUCUAACUUUAUGAAGAGGAUCUAUAAAGGAAUUGUUCAUUCUGAACAUAAAGCUUCUCACGAAUUUAAUCUUGGUGCUAAAGGAAUCUACACCUCCAAUCUUUGUUGGAACUGGCAUACUUUUUUGACUGGUUCUAUAAAGAGUCAGACUUCAUCUUAUCUUAAUCUCUUUGAUGAAGUGAAGAUUCGACACGUUACCCUGGUGUAUUGGCUGAGGAAUAAUGGUAAUAGUUCUAUUACUUAUGAACAACCUACUAUGACCACCACUUAUGACCCCGAUGCUCAAGGUCGUACGAUGUCUAUUGAUAAUCAGAACUGCUGUCCUAAUACCCGAGAGAAGUUAAUUCGUUAUGGAAAGAAGUACAAAUUGAGGAUGUAUCCUAAGUUUCAACCUAAAUUGUCUGCUGCCAAAUCGGUUGCCAUUGGGGGCAAUGCUGUAUCCCCCUGGAUUGAUGCUGCCUACUUCACUUAUAGUGCCUCUCCUGCCUCUUCUAUGAAUGGAAUUAUCUACACACUUAAAGCUUCUCCUAAUACCUUUGUAGAGGGAUAUUAUAGUGUUGGUCUUUCUUGGAAAGGACGCAGAGAUGGACAGAUCUAUACAGCCAAAGAUGAUCUUUAUUCUGCUGCUACUCCUGAAGGAUUUGAAGUUUUGGAGGGGUUUGAUACUGUCAACUAG
This is a messenger RNA of Lottia gigantea (owl limpet), 1095 nucleotides long. RefSeq lists its product as hypothetical. Bases 1 to 1095 code for a protein of 364 amino acids. The record is from RefSeq and is a predicted model, not a curated record. The transcript has 2 exons. Lineage: Eukaryota; Metazoa; Mollusca; Gastropoda; Lottiidae.